AUGACGGAUCUGCAUUUGGAUAAUUCAACGCCCACCACAGACUUCUCCCACGCCUUUCGAUCCAAGCAAUACCAGAUCACACAAGUUGCAAAACAUUUCAUGACACGAAAACAAUCCAUUGUGAAAGAGCUGGGGACUCUAGAAGCAUCGAUGAGCCGGAAACCAUUAACUCAUCACUUAGCGCCACAUGACGACAACCCGUCACUUCAGUCCUCAGAGGAAGACUUGCCCCCCUUUCCAGACCCAGAGAUAUCAUCCUGCAUACUAGAUGGCAAACCAGGAGCAAAGAUAGCCUACACGUACUACCCCGCCUCCGCCUCGAGACCUCACCGUCCCAACCCCUUCUCCAAAUCUCUCGUCGUCUUUCUCAACGGCAUGGUCCAGCCCCGCGCCUCCUGGGACGCCUCUCUGCAAAAAUUUCUCGAAAAGAGAAUAACAAACCGGCUCCCCUAUCCAGCACUCCUGACCUACGAUCGUUAUGGCCAGGGAGAUAGCGACCGCGAUCCCGACGACCCCUCCCAAGAAGGACCCUCCCAUGGCCACGAUGUACAGAGCGUCGUCCAUAGUCUCCGCCAAUUCACCCUCCAAAUCUGGAAAGAACACCUCGACAUUUCGAACCCCACUGAAUUCCCCUGCCUAAUAUUCGUAUGCAACAGCAUCGGGUGCGCGCUCGCACGUCUCUUCGCGCAAACCUACCCUGGCACAGUGCUAGGCCUCCUCUUCCUAGACAGCGUGAUUGCGAACACGGAUUUCGUGUCGAUAUGGCCCGACCCCGACGCCCCGACUUUCGAUAGCAACAUCUUACCUCCUGGGACGAAGAAGGAGGAUGUAAGGAGCGCGAGGAUUAACAUGGCGAAAAUGUUUCACCCGGAUGUGCCCAGCCGCGAAGGCCUCAGCCGACGCAACCUCGCCACUCUCCUGCCUCACGCUGACUCCCCAAAGCUAGAAGGAUAUCAUAGCGAAGGACCUUACAUGACGGUCGUGGGUCAUGACUGGGAAACGUUCGCCGACCAAACGGAGCAGGGGGCAUUGAAGGUGCCCAAACUUCUCACAAUGACAUAUGUGAAUCCUGUGUGGCAGCGGUAUAACGAGGGGUUAACGCGUAUUACGGAUGAGGGGAAGGCGAUUGGGCCGAUUGUGGCGGUGGGGAGCGGGCAUUUUGUGCAGGUUGAUAAGCCGGGGUUCGUGGCGGACGAGCUGGUGAGUUUGUUGGAUAGGGUCGUGAAUCAGGUGAAGCAGAUUCAUAUUAAGGAGUAUUAG
Molecule: messenger RNA, 1260 nt
Organism: Didymosphaeria variabile
Lineage: Eukaryota; Fungi; Ascomycota; Dothideomycetes; Pleosporales; Didymosphaeriaceae
Exons: 2
Coding region: 1-1260 (419 amino acids)
Source: RefSeq, a predicted model, not a curated record